Emericellopsis atlantica is the source of this 1467-nucleotide messenger RNA. Its product is annotated as pyridoxal phosphate-dependent transferase. Lineage: Eukaryota; Fungi; Ascomycota; Sordariomycetes; Hypocreales; Bionectriaceae. The record is from RefSeq and is a predicted model, not a curated record. Bases 1 to 1467 code for a protein of 488 amino acids. Gene Ontology annotation, biological process: amino acid metabolic process. Gene Ontology annotation, molecular function: pyridoxal phosphate binding; carboxy-lyase activity. The transcript has 2 exons.
AUGGCUGUCACCGACAAAAGCGACGACUUUGAUGUCGGCACAGACGUGCACGCCGCCAUCAACGACUUGACGAGGCGUCUAGCUGAGCAUAGCAAGAAUGUCGACAAGGAACCUAUCAUCAAGGUGGCCCAGCCGGAACACGUGCCGUACCUGCGCAAGAUUGGGACGCCUGGAGCUGCGCACGACGUUGGGACAGUUCUCGAAGAGGCAUUCACAGCUUUUGACUUCCGUCUGCGCGUCAAUCACCCACGCUUCAUGGGUCUGAUUCCGUCGCCGACUUCUCCCGUCGCGUGGCUGGGGGACGUGGUCGCCAGCGCAUUCAACGCUCUUGGUGCCUCCAAAUUGCAGGCGUCGGGGCCAGUCGUGAUCGAGAAGACGCUGAUCGAGUGGCUGGCCUCUCGCAUCGGCUUUCCAGCCACUGCAGGCGGCGUCUGUGUGUCAGGGGGCUCCAUGGCCAACUUGAUGGGUAUCGUGCUCGCGCGGGAUCGAUGUGUGCCGCACGGGGAGGAACAACGCGCCGUGGCAUACCUGUCCGACCAGACACACUACUCUGUCGCCAAGGCACUGCGACUGCUGGGUUUCAAGAGUGACCGGGUCAGAAAGCUGCCAUCGGACGAGAGCUUUCGCAUGGACGUCGGCGGGCUGCAACAGGCCACCAGGGAUGAUCGUGCCAGCGGGUUGAUGCCGUUCCUGGUCGUCGGUUCCUGUGGCACGACGAACACGGGCGCCGUCGAUCCUCUGAAGCGGAUCGCAGAUGUCUGCAAGACGGAAGGCAUGUGGCUGCAUGUGGAUGGUGCCUAUGGCGCAUCAGUUUCCCUCUCGGCUACCAGACGCGACGUGGUGAACGAGUUGCAAUACGCCGACAGCCUGUCCUGGGACGCGCACAAGUGGCUCUUCCAGACAUAUAGUUGCGGCCUGUUCAUUGUCAAGGACAAGGCCAACAUGGUGAAAAGCUUCGCGAACAAGGGCGAUUACCUUCGGGAUGGAACGGCGUUUGUGGAUGAUGACAUUCCCAAUUUCUGGAAUUACACAAUGGAACUCACGAGACCCGCCUCACGCGCCAUGAAGCUGUGGUUUACUCUGCGUGUGAUCGGCACGGAGAGAAUCGGCGAGAUGAUUGACCAUGGUUUCAAACUCGCCGAGCGUGCUGAGAGCGAGAUUCGGGCGCUGCAGGAUUGGGAGAUAUUAAGUCCGGCGAAUAUGGGUGUCGUGACAUUCCGCUACGCCGCCAGGGCGACAGCGGCGGAGCAUGGCCAGCAUGAGGAAGCGCUCGACGCGAUCAACUCGAGGAUAUCCAAGGAACUAAUAUCGAGCAACGUCGCGGGCAUUCUCACCACCAAAGUACAAGGAAAGGUCGCGCUGCGAAUAUGCGCUUUGAGUCCCCAUCUAGCAUUGGAAGAUAUGGCACCGGUCCACCCGGUGGCUCUGAUAUCAGAAGAGGACAUUAUCGUUACGAAGCAAGACUGA